Oncorhynchus keta (chum salmon) is the source of this 1905-nucleotide messenger RNA. RefSeq lists its product as uncharacterized. The transcript has 4 exons. NCBI's taxonomy places the organism in Eukaryota, Metazoa, Chordata, Actinopteri, Salmoniformes, Salmonidae. The record is from RefSeq and is a predicted model, not a curated record. The coding region runs from base 919 to 1905 and encodes 328 amino acids.
UUAUCUCUGUUCCUAUGGUUCUAUCACCCCUCUUUCCCCAACAGAUUAUCUCUGUUCCUAUGGUUCUAUCACCCCUUUCCCCAACAGAUUAUCUCUGUUCCUAGGGUUCUAUCACCCCUUUCCCCAACAGAUUAUCUCUGUUCCUAGGGUUCUAUCACCCCCUUUCUCCAACAGAUGAUCUGUUCUUAAGGUUCUAUCACCCUCUUUCCCCAACAGAUGAUCUGUUCUUAAAGUUCUAUCACCCCUUUCCCCAACAGAUUAUCUCUAUUCCUACAGUUCUAUUCUCCAACAGAUUAUCUCUGUUCCUACGGUUCUAUUCCCCAACAGAUUAUCUCUGUUCCUAUGGUUCUAUCACCCCCUUUCUCCAACAGAUUAUCUCUGUUCCUACGGUUCUAUUCCCCAACAGAUUAUCUUUGUUCCUACGGUUCUAUUCCCCAACAGAUUAUCUCUGCUCCUAGGGUUCUAUCACCCCCCUUUCUCCAACAGAUUAUCUCUGUUCCUACGGUUCUAUUCCCCAACAGAUUAUCUCUGUUCCUACGGUUCUAUUCCCCAACAGAUUAUCUCUGUUCCUACGGUUCUAUUCCCCAACAGAUUAUCUCUGCUCCUAGGGUUCUAUCACCUCCCCUUUCUCCAACAGAUUAUCUCUGUUCCUACGGUUCUAUUCCCCAACAGAUUAUCUCUGUUCCUACGGUUCUAUUCCCCAACAGAUUAUCUCUGCUCCUAGGGUUCUAUCACCCCCUUUCUCCAGAUUAUCUAUGUUCCUACGGUUCUAUUCCCCAACAGAUUAUCUCUGUUCCUACGGUUCUAUUCCCCAACAGAUUAUCUCUGCUCCUACGGUUCUAUCACCCCUUUCUCCAAUAGAUUAUCUCUGUUCCUACGGUUCUAUCACCCCCUCCCCAACAGAUUAUCUCUGUUUCUAUGGUUCUAUCACCCCCUUUCCCCAACAGAUUAUCUGUUCUUAAGGUUCUAUCACCCCCUUUCCCCAACAGAUUAUCUCUGUUCCUACGGUUCUAUCACCCCCUUUCCCCAACAGAUUAUCUCUGUUUCUAUGGUUCUAUCACCCCCUUUCCCCAACAGAUUAUCUCUGUUCCUACGGUUCUAUCACCCCCUUUCCCCAACAGAUUAUCUCUGUUUCUAUGGUUCUAUCACCCCCUCCCCAACAGAUUAUCUGUUCUUAAGGUUCUAUCACCCCUUUCCCCAACAGAUUAUCUGUUAAGGUUCUAUCACCCCUUUCCCCAACAGAUUAUCUCUGUUCCUACGGUUCUAUCACCCCCUUUCCCCAACAGAUUAUCUCUGUUCCUACGGUUCUAUCACCCCUUUCCCCAACAGAUUAUCUCUGUUCCUACGGUUCUAUCACCCCCUUUCCCCAACAGAUUAUCUCUGUUCCUACGGUUCUAUCACCCCUUUCCCCAACAGAUUAUCUCUGUUCCUACGGUUCUAUCACCCCCUUUCCCCAACAGAUUAUCUCUGUUCCUACGGUUCUAUCACCCCUUUCCCCAACAGAUUAUCUGUUCCAUCACCCCUUUCCCCAAAAGAGUAUCUCUGUUCCUAUGGUUCUAUCACCCCCUCCCCAACAGAUUAUCUCUGUUCCUACGGUUCUAUCACCCUCUUUCCCCAACAGAUUAUCUCUGUUCCUACGGUUCUAUCACCCCCUCCCCAACAGAUUAUCUCUGUUCCUACGGUUCUAUCACCCUCUUUCCCCAACAGAUUAUCUCUGUUCCUACGGUUCUAUCACCCCUUUCCCCAACAGAUUAUCUCUGUUCCUACGGUUCUAUCACCCCCUUUCCCCAACAGAUUAUCUCUGUUUCUAUGGUUCUAUCACCCCUUUCCCCAACAGAUUAUCUCUGUUCCUACGGUUCUAUCACCCUCUUUCCCCAACAGAUUAUCUCUGUUCCUACGGUGUAA